Molecule: messenger RNA, 1356 nt
Organism: Aspergillus ibericus CBS 121593
Lineage: Eukaryota; Fungi; Ascomycota; Eurotiomycetes; Eurotiales; Aspergillaceae
Exons: 1
Coding region: 1-1356 (451 amino acids)
Cellular component (GO): U5 snRNP
Molecular function (GO): protein binding
Source: RefSeq, a predicted model, not a curated record
AUGUCCGCUUCUCAACCGCGCCCCAAGCGGGCUGGUGAAGACUUCACCCGCACCCACCACCUCGAAGAUGACGACCCCGAUGGUGCUUCCUCCAAGAAGCCUCGCUUUGACCUACGGAAUCCUUCCGCGCUCGCCCCCGAUGCGCUGGAAGACGACGCAGUUCUAGACGCAGACGAGAUCGGGCGGCGUGGGCAACAAGUCCGCCGCAAAGCCGUCAACCUUGAUGGUUACGACUCGGACAGUGAAAAUGAAGGGUUUUCGGCGCGCAUCGAGGCCAAGUCAAAAGCGAGCAAAGAGAAGCACGACGCUGACGAUGACGAUAUGUUUGCCGAGCUACAGGAGGAUUUUGGUGCCGAAGAUAUCGAUGCUGAUGAAGCCCUGCGGGAAAACAAGAAAAUGGUGCGAUUCCUACGAGAUGACGAGAUUGAGGGACAAGUCGCUUCGUCUAAAGGUGGCGGCACUGUGCGCGCUGAUCUCAGGCAAGGCGGCGACGCCGAUAAUGAUGAUGAAGAGAGUGAAAGUGAUGUGGGGGAUGAGGAGCGUGCAAGACUUGACGAGGGGUUGGACGAAGAGCUGGGCGCUGGGGCAAAGAAAAAGCACGCGCCGGUGCUAGACGCUUUCAAUAUGCGCACGGAACAGGAGGAGGGCAGGUUCGAUGACCAGGGGAACUACGUAAGGAAAGCAGCAGAUCCGGAUGCAGUCUAUGACAGCUGGCUGGAGGGCGUGUCCAAGAAAGAUAUUCGUCGCGCCAAGGAGGCCGCCGAAAAGCGGGAGGAAGAAAGGAAGGAGAAGGACAGGCAAAAUGACAGUGUACUGACCGGGGACGCCUUGAAGAUCAUUAUCACUCACCUAGAACGAGGUGAGACGGUCUUAGAAGCACUAGCACGGAUUGGCAAGGGAGCCCCGAGGAAACCGAAAUGGCAGGCGAAUCGCAACAAGAAUCGGAAGAAGCAAGCUGAAUCGGCGGCCGAGGAUACCGAAAUGACCGAAGAGGAUCCCAAGGCAGUAGCUCGAAAGCAAGCCAUCGAUGCCAUCACAGGUGCGGCCGAUAUCCUCAUGACGAGAGGGCAGGCGGAGAUCUACGAUACCGAGCGGGAGAUGCUCACCAGGCAAUAUCGUCGCGAGACCGGCGAGAACUGGGUUGAUCCCCCUUCAGAGGAUUCAGGACCGAAUGAAGCAGCUCCUGCGAUGUGGGAAUUCCGUUGGUCUGACGCUCGUGACGGAGGUAUCAUACAUGGGCCAUAUGACAGCGCGACAAUGGAGUCAUGGAAGAAUGCGGGCUACUUCGGCGAAGGGGUCGAGUUUCGAAGAACGACAGACCCCGGCCAGUGGGGGAGCGAAGCAACAUUCACAUGA